CCCGUUCUGAUUGGAAGGAUCUCGGUUCCGAAUAUAGUUGCAUUCGACCGACGCGGAGAUAAAGGCGGACAGCUCGGCACCACAGCGGAUCCCCGAGGUCUAGAUUUAAACACGAAUCACUCUGGAAAUCACUCAUUUUUGGCCUUCUCUUGUCAUUUUUCAGUAAAUAGAGCGCCCUUUUCCAUGGUGCUACAUUUUACGAAAUUUCUAGACUAUGGCAAAACUCAAGGUCCUCGUUAGUGGUGCUGGUAUCGCAGGCGGCGCCCUUGCAUUCUGGCUCGUCAAAUUAGGUCAUGAUGUCACCGUCGUCGAGAAGCAUCCCGGACUUCGCGCUACGGGGCUUCAAAUCGAUUUACGAGGUCAUGGUAUCCAAGUCCUGAAGCUGAUGGGCCUUGAAGAUGAUUUCCGAGCUAGAAUGGCGCCGGAACAAGGUAUGCAGGUCGUCAAUAGCGCGGGUAAACCACAAGCCUACUUCCCUGCGAACAAUACGGGAGAGGGGCCGCAGAACUUCACUACCGACUAUGAGAUCAUGAGAGGAGACCUGUGUCGUCUAUUCUACGAUAACACGAAACAUUCGGCUAAGUACAUCUUCGGAGCUUCCAUCGAGAGCUUCGAGGAGAAGGAUGACGGCAUCGAGGUUCGACUUUCAGAUGGUACGACGGAUCGGUUCGAUCUCGUGGUCGGUGCUGAUGGUCAGGGCUCGCGCACUCGGAGGUUGAUGCUUGGGUCCGAUCGUACGGAGAGGCUUCACCUCUUCCCACUCCCAAAUUUCUACGCUGGGUAUUUCACGACACCUCGACCUAUGAAAGAAGGCGAGGAGUUUAAUGCGACGGGGUACACAGCGACUGGGAGACGUGCUAUCAUGAUGCGUAGGCACAGUCCGGAUGAGGUGCAGAUAUACCUCAUUGUUAGACGUGAGUCCCCGCGGCUUGAUAAGACGGCCCGGGGAGAUGUGAAGGAAGAAAAGGAUGCGUUUGCGGAGAUUUUCAGGGGUGCGGGGUGGGAAGCGGAUAAUAUCGUCAAAGCCAUGUACGAGGCGGAUGACUUUUACCUUGAGCGCAUGGUCCUCGUUAGGUUGGAUGCUUGGUCUGAAGGUCGUGUGGUGCUCCUCGGAGAUGCGGCGUAUUGUCCGACGGCGACCACGGGAAUGGGCACUACGGCUGCCCUUGUUGGCGCGUUCGUCCUGGCUGGUGAGAUCAGCAAGCAAUUCAAUGCGGAUUCUGAGGUAAAUGGUAGCAAUAAAGAGGCUCUAGCGUCUGCCCUCAAGGCCUAUGACCAGACGUUCCGACCUUUUAUUGACCAGAUACAAGAGGGGAUUGUGGAGGGCGCGAAUCGAUGGGGCCAUUUGUUACCGACGUCAGCGUGGGGCAUCACUAUCUUAAAUUUCAUCCUGUGGGUUGUCGCCACACUGAGGCUGGACCUCUAUGCGCAGUAUUUCACUAAGGAAAAAGUGAAAUGGGAUGUCCCGGAUUAUCCAGAUAUGGUACGCAAAUAGGUUGGCUACCUCCUUAAGGGUCAUUUCCCACCAGCCCGCUUGCCAUCCUCUGCACGCCAUUUCGAUGACAUUCUUCACUAUUCGCCUCUAAGUUUAAUAUAUGUUAUUGCCAGUUGUUGUUGAUAACAUCAACAAUGACACCAU
Hypoxylon trugodes is the source of this 1639-nucleotide messenger RNA. RefSeq names its product FAD/NAD(P)-binding domain-containing protein. The transcript is spliced from 2 exons. Gene Ontology annotation, molecular function: FAD binding. NCBI's taxonomy places the organism in Eukaryota, Fungi, Ascomycota, Sordariomycetes, Xylariales, Hypoxylaceae. The record is from RefSeq and is a predicted model, not a curated record. The coding region runs from base 215 to 1495 and encodes 426 amino acids.